CCCGCCCUUGAAAUACGCCAUGUGUGCAUGGAACAGCGCAGUCACGACGAUGACCAGUGUCAAGCUGAAGUUGAUGCGCAGGCCUUUCGCAGCCCCGUGGCAGAUGACGACGACCCAACUCUGGAGAAGGCACUGCACGUGGGCCGGAAGUGGCUUGAUGGUCCGGCUGGCCUUUGUUCGCAGCUGGGACGACGCAUCGCACCACUCGUAGAGGCCCCACCCGCGGUCCAAGACGCAGCUCCCGAUGCUGAGCAACGCAUGCACCCCCAAGAAUGCCUGGAGCUGAUGGCUGAUGUCGGGGAUGCCAUGCACCAAGCCAAGGACCCAGCUCCUCUCCUUCCCUGCGCUGCCAAACGCGACGACUACCGCGCUCACGAGGACAAACGACACUUGAAUACACAGAUACACCGUCACGAUGGCAUACCCCCACGCGUACGCGUUCUUCGAGUUGGGGACACCGAGGAAUUGCAAUGACGCGAGGUUCUCGACGGCAUCCAACGGCAGGUCAAAGCAGUACGAGUAAUAGGAGCCAAACACGUUCUCGGCUUCGACGUAGACGCCGUCCGUUCCCAUGAGCGUCACCGACUCGCUCGACCCGUCAGGUUGAUAGAUAUGCGCUUCAAACUGCGAUUCGUCGGUGAUUGCGUCGAUGAACAUGAGUUCAAAGGGGGCGUCCGUGGCGAAGGGGGCCCUGAUCGCAACCACCGAUCGCACAUCGGACGACGAGUUCAGUGCCCGAGCAAAUCGUCGGGGGGGUCUCACCGCGGCAUCCACUGGUUCUAUCGAGUCGAACGUGAUGUUUACCACAAUCACCGGCAGAGCGACCGUCGUUUCACGCAAGAGCGGGCGCUGGAGCACAAGCGCACCAGCCGUCAUCGUUGUGAUGUACGUCAGCGAUCGGUCGACGACAUGAGCUCGGAACGUGGACGAAUCCUGGUCAGAAAUGGCGCCGAAGCGACAAUCGAUGAGCACGACUGCGUCAUGUCGGGGAAAACUCGAGUCGCCCAGCCCCAAGAGCACGCGUCCCACAAAGGCCAGGACUGCGUCUGGGGCGUGAAUUUCACGAAUUGUCCCGGUCGACGGGCACACUGUCGUCGAGAACUCAAAGGUGGCAUCCGACGACGUGGAUGGCACGAGGUAGGCAACUGGCAUUGGGGACCUGGACCCUUGAAGAGCAUGAUGCAAGUCAGCCACGACGCGUUCUCGCCGGGUCUUGAUCGAUUCGACCAUCGCAAGCAUCAGUGGGCUCUCGUACUGGGCGUAGACAGUUUUGGUGCCAUCGAUGCCAAAGUGGGUGCCCAACAGCGACUGCAGCGACAUCGAGCAGCCUGCCGCAUACGUUUGAAGGACCACAACGCCCGUGGCAAAGGACAGGAUCGCUUGGAUCGACGACCACCAGCUUCGCCUGGGGCCAUGAAACACCGACGCCGAGGCAGACAAGUGCGACGAGUGGGUGGCUCGCGAUGCCGGUUUGGCACUGGCAAAUAGCGCGGCCGAUGGCCCCACCGAUUGCAUACCUUGCAAACGAGAAAGCAC
Aphanomyces invadans is the source of this 1536-nucleotide messenger RNA. RefSeq lists its product as hypothetical. NCBI's taxonomy places the organism in Eukaryota, Oomycota, Saprolegniomycetes, Saprolegniales, Verrucalvaceae. The coding region runs from base 613 to 1488 and encodes 291 amino acids. The transcript has a single exon. The record is from RefSeq and is a predicted model, not a curated record.